AUGGGUUGUUGCUAUUCAAGACUAGAGAGGGAAGAAACGGUGACGCAUUGCAAAUCAAGGAAACGUUACAUGAAAAACCUGGUACAGGCAAGACAUGCUUUUUCAGCUGCACAUGUUAUGUACAUUCGAUCUCUUCGUUCAACUGGUUCAGCUUUGUUUCACUUUGCUAACGCUGAAAAAACCACUCAUCUUAAUCACCAUCUUCCACCUGAGCCACAGCCAAUUCUUCCACCUCCGCCGCCGCGUGCUCCGUCGUCAAUGCCGCCUCCUCCUCCACCGCCGAUGAGUCCGAGUUUGAGUUCUUAUACUUGGACUUCCGGGACAGGUUCGUCUCCUCUUCCUCCGCCUCCGCCGCCGCCUCCUCCUCCUCCGGUGAUGUCCUCCGGUUGGGAUUUCUGGGAUCCUUUCAUGCAGCAGCAGCAGCCUCCGCCUCCUUCGUCGAGGUCGGCUACUGAGGAAGAGUGGGAAGCUACGACAACUACUGGCUCUGAGGUGGUUGUGAUGGCUGGUGGGGCUGCGGCGAGUAUGGCGACUCCGUCGUCUGGUGUGGUGGGGUUUUCUAAGGAAACGCCUAGUGAACUUGCAAUGGUGGUUUCUAGAAACAGUAAAGAUCUGGUUGAAGUUAUCAAAGAGCUUGAUGAUUACUUUCUCAAAGCUGCUGAUGCUGGUUCUCAUGUUUCAUUUCUGUUACAAGUUCCAACUUCUGGUUUUUCUGAUUAUAGUAAAUCAAGUAAAAUGUACGGAAAUGGAUGGAGUUUGAGUCCAUCAAUGUGGGCUUGGGGUUCUUCAAGUCCUAAAUUGAAUGGAUUUGGCAAGCUGACUCAGGAGGUUUCUGUUGGUAGUUUUAGGGCUAAUAAUAAUGGUGUUGGAAAUGGUGGACAUUCCUCUACUGUUGAGAGGCUAUAUGCAUGGGAGAAGAAACUGUACCAAGAGGUCAAGAAUGCUAAAUUAAUAAAGAUGGAGCAUGAGAAGAAGGCGGCAAUGGUAAGGAAGUUAGAGAUGAGAAGUGCGGACUAUUUGAGGACAGAAAAGGCGAAGAAAGAAGUGGAGAAAUUAGAAUCACAAAUAAUGGUUUCUUCGCAAGCCAUUGACAGUACAUCUGCCGAAAUCGUCAAAUUAAGGGAGAUAGAGCUUUACCCUCAACUCAUUGAGCUUGUCAAAGGGUUGAUGUGCAUGUGGAGAAGCAUGUAUGAGUGUCAUCAAGUCCAGAUGCAUAUAGUUCAGCAACUGGAAUACCUUAAUACCAUACCGUCAAAUAACCCUACGUCUGAAAUCCAUAGGCAAUCAACGCUUCAAUUGGAGCUUGAGGUACAACAGUGGCACCAGUCCUUUUGCAACCUCUUUAAAGCUCACCGGGACUAUAUUGAAUCCCUCUCAGGUUGGCUAAGGCUCAGCCUUUACCAGUUUAGCCGAAACCCUCUUAGCAGAACAACUGAGGAGUCAAAGAUAUACACUCUCUGCGAACAAUGGCACCUUGCCGUUGAGCAUAUACCUGACAAGGUAGCGUCAGAAGGAAUAAAAAGCUUGUUGACAGUUAUUCACGCGAUUGUAGUUCAACAGACGGAGGAACAUAAACAAAAGAAGAAGUCGGACUACGCGUUCAAAGAGUUUGAGAAGAAGGUGGUUCAGCUUAGAUCCUUGGAGUGCAAGUACGGUCCUUACUCCAUGUCGGAACGGUCUGGUUCUGUGAGAAGAACGAAGGACCCUGUCGUGGAGAAGCGAGCUAAGGUGGAAGCUAUGAGAGCGAAGGCUGAAGAAGAGAAAACAAAGCAUGAAAAAGCUGUGAGUGUUACAAGAGCAAUGACACUAAAUAACUUGCAAAUGGGAUGUCCUCAAGUUUUUCAAGGGAUUGUAGGGUUUUCAAGUGUGUGCAUGGAGGCUUUUGAGUCUGUAUACAACAAAGCUAAAGUUGCUGAACAAGAGCGCGAAGUGAAGAGAAUAUUACCAUAG
Lathyrus sativus (Indian pea) is the source of this 1950-nucleotide messenger RNA. Lineage: Eukaryota; Viridiplantae; Streptophyta; Magnoliopsida; Fabales; Fabaceae. The record is from the annotation of a GenBank genome assembly.